GCAAAACUCCGUUUACUCAGAGAAUUUGGCCUUGCUCACGGGUGCCACCCAUUUCACUAUGAGUUCAGCGCGGGAGGACGACAAGCUGAUUCAGUCGGCAUCACGUGCCAUUCAUGCACUGAACCACCGGCCGCCUACUGCCGGAAUGUCGUUGGAUGAAGUGGGUGGCACAUCGGAGCUGGAAGGAUGUGAGGAGUUUUAUCAUCCAGCCGGCGGCUGGACAGACGGCUGGAGAGAUGUUGCAAAAACCCUAAAGUCAGCACAGAGGCUUGCCUUCUUUUGGAGGUCUUGGGUUUUGCCUGACGGUUCCUGCGCAGCACAUGCAGACGGCUUUGAAGCCGCAGCGUAUGCUACAGGGAGAAGAACUGCCACGGUUUGA
Molecule: messenger RNA, 379 nt
Organism: Symbiodinium necroappetens
Lineage: Eukaryota; Dinophyceae; Suessiales; Symbiodiniaceae
Source: the annotation of a GenBank genome assembly